CCAACCAUACACAAUUUUCGAAGCGGGCAAUCAAAUAUGGAUGAAUCUCAUGACCACGAGACUAUUACGUACGACACGUUCACGCAAUUGCUCAAGUCAUACAAAGACCUUGUUCCGAGCAAGUUAGACGAGCUGGAAGAGCACCGACUCGAGACCAUACCUAAAGCACUAUCGGAAAGGACCGACGACGCGCAUCUCAAAAAGAGUGAAGUGCAAACCUUAGUGGACUGGAAGCUGUACGUUGAAGCGUUGAGAGUCCCACUUCCUUGCACACACUGAUGCUUCCUCGAAUCCUUCAGCGGUCAUGGCACUUUCAGACCUUCUCUGCGCAAGCUUGUCGAAUCAAAUUCAGAUGAGACGGUGGAGCAGUGUACGCGAGAAGCGUUCGAGACUUACGACAAGGACAGCGAUCAGUGGGACAAGGCGGUGGCAAUGUUGGCCAAAGGCCUCCGUGGCGUAGGGCCCGCGACGGCCUCGCUCCUGCUCAACACUUACGACCCUGAGAGAGUGCCGUUCUUUUCCGACGAACUGUUCCGAUGGGUAAUGUUCUCCGGGGGCAAAGGUAAUGGCUGGGACAGGAAGAUCAAGUAUUCGGCGAAGGAAUACCAAGAGCUGUACAAACGGGUGGAGUUGUUACGAGAGAAAUUGUCCAAAGAUGGCGAGAAGACGAUCACGUCAAUUCAAGUGGAAAUGGCAGCGUACGUGCUCGGGCGGCAACAGACCGAGGGAGCAAAGAGAAGGAGGAUUGGUGAAGAAGACGAAGAAGAAACCAAAACGGAAGCAGAAGAAGACAAGACCAACAAGAGGAAACGAAGAAAGACAUAGAGAUUUUGUACCAUCGGUAUAGCAUUGAUCAUCAGCAUGAUGUCGUACACAUGCAGCUCAUGAAGCCCCUCCAAGGGUCCGAGGGGUCAUCGGUUCGAGUUGAGACUGUCGAGGCAUAUCUCAUACUCGAGUGUUG
Molecule: messenger RNA, 961 nt
Organism: Aureobasidium subglaciale EXF-2481
Lineage: Eukaryota; Fungi; Ascomycota; Dothideomycetes; Dothideales; Saccotheciaceae
Exons: 1
Coding region: 433-825 (130 amino acids)
Source: RefSeq, a predicted model, not a curated record